Molecule: messenger RNA, 2925 nt
Organism: Lucilia cuprina (Australian sheep blowfly)
Lineage: Eukaryota; Metazoa; Arthropoda; Insecta; Diptera; Calliphoridae
Exons: 7
Coding region: 1-1656 (551 amino acids)
Source: RefSeq, a predicted model, not a curated record
AUGAACAUAUCAUUGGCUCUACGUGAUGUACGCGUACAAAUACCACAUGCUGUUAGAAAGGGAGAAAAGGCCAUACUUAAGUGUCUAUAUGAUUUGGAAGGUGACAGUCUAUAUUCAGUUAAAUGGUAUAAAGGACGAAGAGAAUUUUAUAGUUUUACCCCCAAAGAAACACCAGCUAUGAAAGUUUUUCAAUUCGCUGGCGUAAAAAUUGAUCGCUCUUCUUCUAAUGAAAGUCAAUUGGUGUUAGAAACUGUUAAUGCCGCCACUUCUGGAAAAUACAGCUGUGAAGUUUCAGCCGAUGCUCCCUCAUUUCAUACUCUUAUUGGCGCCGGAGAACUUGAAGUAGUGGUUCCUGGCAAAGAUCCUGUUAUAACCGGCAUACGUUCACGCUAUAAAGUGGGUGAUAUUGUCAGAGGCAACUGUACUUCUUCACAUUCUAGGCCGGCAGCCAAUAUAACAUGGACUGUAAAUGGUUAUGAGACAAAUCCCGCUCAUAUACGACACUUUAAGCCCCAUAAGGAUCCACGUGAAUUAGAAACUGUUAUUUCUGCCAUACAUUUUGUCGUAACACCACAACACUUUAUUUAUGGCAAAUUAAAGAUACGUUGCACUGCUUUUAUACACGAUGUUUAUUGGAAAUCGACGGAAAAAUCCAUAGAAGAAAAUCGUUUAAAUAAGGCUGGAUCUUCGAAUGUGGUGCACAAAUUUUCGGAAGAUUACUUCGAUUUAGAUGAGGAUAAUGUAGUAGAUCGCUCAGAUACCUAUAUGACACACAUAAAAGGUGAUGUUUCCUCGUUAAAUGCUAGUGGCUGUUCAGCUUUACAUAAAUGUUCUUGCUUUUGGCCACGUUUAACAACACUCUCACUUGUAGUGUAUGCCGUGCAACAAAUGUUCCAAUUAUUGCAACAAUUUUUAAGGCAAACUACAAGCAAUACAGCAACAAAAAAUAACAAUUUCCAAACAAUAGAAACACAUACGAAAGCACUAAUAAAAAACGAAAAAAAUGUAUUAAAAACAAAAACAAUAUCUACGACAACAACGGUAAUAAAACAAAAACUACAACAUAUAGGAAGAUCUUUAGCAACACAAGUGUCAACAAUUUGCUAUGAAAACAACAUACCAGCCAAAGAGAACAAAACAAUAGAAAAAUGUUGGCCCAAAGAAAAAUAUUUUGAAAUAAAGUUAAUCAAGAAAAAACAUGUAAAACAAAUACAACAAGCGCUAAAGCUAAAUGAAGAAAAAUGGCAAUUGCCAGCCAAAUAUGUAAACACUUUAAGACAGAAACAACUGCAACUAGAACAAUUGCAGUCACAAUUGCUGUCACAAAUACAACAAGAGUGUGAUAAAACUCUCUAUGAGUCUGAGUAUAAUUUAACAAUGACAACAACUCAAGUGGCAAAUAUUUUACCAGCCAACAUUGUAACUUUAACGCUUGUUUUAAAUUUUUUACAAUAUAUUUUCUAUAAAGUAUUUGCAACACACCAUAAUUUAUACGCACAAUUUUGUACAACACCCCCAAAUAACUGCUCUAAUGGAUUGAAUACCGCCACUUGUCUUAAUACUCCUACAACAACUGGUAACUCAACAUCAAAAGACUUUUUUGUAACUGCAACAAAACAAACAACAACAACGGCAAAAAUAACAAUAACAACAUGACUUGAUUAUAUACAUUGUAAAAUGGCUUAAAAUUGCUUGAAAUUUAUACAUAUUUAACAUACAAUAACAACAAUAGCAACUAUAGUAUAACUAAAACUGAAAAAUUUAUUUCGUUUCACGAAUACUUAUACAUACAUACUUAUAUAUGCAGAUACUUGCAUUAAACAAACUUAAAUAGUUAUUUUUAUUUACUGACACACAUACUUAUAAAAUUUGUACACGCAAAGAAAAACAUGAUUGUGGUUUUUAUAUUCUAAGUAUUACAUUACAGGUUAUCUUUUGAGUAUCCACAAAGUAUCCGCAAACGUUUUAUUAUAAUCAGAUAAACAGAAGUAUAACUUGAUUAUUAGAUCAUACUCAUACAUAAUUUUUCUAUAUGUAUAUGUUGUUAAGCAUUUGUAUGUUUUAUAAGUAAGGGAGUUUAAAUUAAUAAGGAAGUUAUUUUUGAAAAUAUGAAAAAUAAUUUACUACAUCUAAUCAUUCGAUUAGAUUUCAAAAAUAUGAUUAAAUUUUUAAAAUCUCUUCUCUGAUUAAGAAGAGUUUAAUUUUACUUAAAUCCGUGAUACACGGUUGUCAGAUUAUACAACGUUAUCAGUACAAUGCUCCAAAAAUGUCUUAUAAUCGUCUGAACUUAAAAAUUUUCUUUUGCAACGUUGUCAGAAAAAGCAUUACCGAAAAUUUAGCAAGACAUAAUUUGUAAGUUGACAGUAUUAUUAGACAUUUUCUGCACAUUUCACUGCCAACGUUGUAAGAUCUAACAACCGUGUAUAUAGAGUAUUGCAAUUUGUAGUCGUUUGCAAAUUUUCUCCCUUCAAAUAUGAAAUACCUCCCUUAUAUUUUAAAAAUGCACGUAUACAGCAUGUUUUUUUUCUUUUACAUUUCUGCAUUAGUACGUUUGUCUAAGUGUCUAUAUAAUAUAUUUGUUCUACAACAUCAUAUGGAAGAAAAUUUGAGUUCUUCAGAUUAUUUUUUUCUUAUUUUUUGUUAUAAAAACAAAAUGUUGCAACAUUUUCGAAAUAUAAAAUUCUCUUUUUGUAGACCGUGUUCGUUUAUUUAUUUUUUAACAUCGUUUUGUAUAUGAAACAGCCUUAAAGCGUUAAUUUUCAUUUUAUUUUCUUUUUUAGUUUUAAUAUAAAGAACAGAAGUACUUGUAAAGCGAACAAAAAAAAAUCAGAUCAGUGUAUAAAUCAUAUUAAAAUAUGCGAAAUUGUUACUUUCAUUGUAAAUACUUUAAAUACAAAAAAAAAAAAUAUUUUAAUGAUGCUUGCU